Molecule: messenger RNA, 1440 nt
Organism: Talpa occidentalis (Iberian mole)
Lineage: Eukaryota; Metazoa; Chordata; Mammalia; Eulipotyphla; Talpidae
Product: olfactory receptor 2G3-like
Exons: 4
Coding region: 1-1440 (479 amino acids)
Biological process (GO): G protein-coupled receptor signaling pathway
Cellular component (GO): membrane
Molecular function (GO): G protein-coupled receptor activity; olfactory receptor activity
Source: RefSeq, a predicted model, not a curated record
AUGGACAGGGCCAACCAGAGCACCCCGGAGGGCUUCGUCCUGCUGGGGUUCUCCGACCGGCCGCGCCUGGAAGCCGCGCUCUUCGUGUUCGUCCUGUUCUUCUACCUCCUGACGCUGCUGGGGAACUCGGCCAUCGUGCUGGUCUCCCGCCUGGACCCCCUGCUGCACACGCCCAUGUACUUCUUCCUCAGCAACCUGUCCGUGCUGGACCUCUGCUUCACCAGCAGCCUGGCACCCCAGACCCUGGUCAACCUGCGGGGCCCCGACAAGACCAUCACGUUUGGCGGCUGCGUGGUGCAGCUCUACGUCUCGCUGGCUCUGGGCUCCACCGAGUGCCUGCUGCUGGCCGUCAUGGCCUGGGACCGCUACGUGGCCGUGUGCCGGCCCCUGCACUACGCGGUCAUCAUGAGCCCACGGCGCUGCCAGCACCUGGCUGCCACCUCCUGGCUCGGCGGCCUGGCCAACUCCCUGGUCCACGCCACCCUCACCCUGCAGCUGCCCUUCUGUGGCCACCGCAGGCUGGACCACUUCAUCUGUGAGGUCCCCGCCCUGCUCAAGCUGGCCUGUGUGGACACCACAGUCAACGAGCUGGUGCUGUUCGUGGUCAGCGUCAUCUUCCUCCUGCUGGCCCCAGCCCUCAUCCUGCUCUCCUACGGCUUCAUCGUGGCCACCGUGCUGCGGCUCAGGUCCGCGGAGGCCCAGCGCAAGGCCUUCAGCACCUGCUCCUCCCACCUGGCCGUGGUGGUCAUCUUCUACGGCACCAUCAUCUACAUGUACCUGCAGCCCCGGGACAGCUACAGCCAGGAGCAGGGCAAGUUCAUCUCCCUCUUCUACACCAUGGUCACCCCCACGCUGAACCCCGUCAUCUACACGCUGAGGAACAAGGACGUGAAGGGUGCCCUGCGGCGGCUGCUCUGGCGCGGGCGAGACAGCACAGGCGACCAGGAUGAAGGACACGGGCGCCGCCAGGAACAGCAGAGACAGCGAGACAGCAGCGGGUCGGGCAGCGUGGGGGGCAGGCACCAGACACGGGCCCAGACGAGGACGAACCGACACCAGGAGCCGGAGCGCAGAUUCCAAACCACCAGCGGGGGGCGGAGACGGCGCCAGCCCCGCCCGGGCCCCGCCGGCCGGCGGGAGCCGCCACAGCAGCGCGGAGAACCGGCCCCGGCGCCCUCGGCCCCCGGGGGUCAGGACCCCCGGGCGGGCCGGGCUCCCCGGGGCCCCCGCCUGCGCCGGGGCAGCGGCUCCUCGUCCGAGGAAACCUGCGACGUCCUGGCCGCGGGGCCGCCCGGGCUCCGCCUCCGCGGCUCAGCCCAGCCGACCGGGCCGGGGCGGCGCCAGAAGAGCUCGGGCUCCGGCUCGGCCCGGGAAAGGCCGCGCGCGCUCCUGCAGCUGAUUGGACCAUUUGGCACCAAUCACCUCCCAGCUCACAGCUGA